AUUACACCAUAGAAAAUUGCCAUAGAAAAGCAAAUAAUGUUACAUUAAUUCCAGUCCACUGAGUAUCGAUUUUGCGUUGAUAAGAUAAGUACUUAAUAAAUUCUUCCCCAAGCAUUUAAUUGAAUUAAUUGGUUUAAAAAUAACACCGCAAUCCUAAUUAUAGACUCUUUAAUAUAAAACGAAAAUGUAAAGUAUAGACUGGUAUGCUUUAGAUACAACCGGUAUUAAAUUUUAACUGAUCUUUUUUGGGCGUAGUUGUUUUAUUAGUAAACCGGCUCUUGCUCAAACAUUUUAAUGAACGAAUUAAUAAUACACCCGAAACGGUUUCUUUCCAUUUAUAACCAGGCUAUCGCUGAUAUUAACCCAUUAGUGUUGAUAUUUUGAUUACACAAGCAUUAAUAAACAAAACGAGUCUUAAAGACCCUAUGAGAAUUUCACUGCAGAUACAUUUAAGUGCCACGUUAAUGGGCUAAUUAGCUGAUAAUUUGUAUGGCCAACUUGAGGUGGGAACUGCAUGGGUAGAGAGCAAGUCAAUCAAGAUCGUGACCAUGCUCUAUGUAAGCGGAAACUUCCCGGACUUCCCACAUCUAUACCCCCUGCUCCGCUGCCUGCACUAAAUCGGAGAACACUUGGAUCGUAAAUCGCGAAUGGCCCAGCACUGAUUACAAGCGUCGAAGGGUAAUCUCUAUACUCGGGCCUAGCCUGCGCUAACCCCUCGGAAGAAUGUGCUAUUAUUAUAAUAGCUGUUCGAAGCUCCACGGUGCCAGACACACAUAUAGCCAGUGCGAUCGUUGGUUAGCGUAAAUAUCGCGAUUAGAUUUAAGCCGACAGCCGUAACGGGAUGGAGUCUUGGCUAAAGAUAUCGUGUGUGCUCUGCAUUUUCGGCUUCCUCAGGGAGUUGAGGCCCUCGGAGCCUUAUCACGCGGAGAUCCUGAUGGGUGAGUGGUAUCAUGUCACAGACGAGGUCAAUCGAUCGGUAUAUCCCGUGGGAACCUACUCCUACCUGGCGCUUCUAAUCUUUGUCUUCCUUAUAACGGAUUUGCUCAGAUACAAACCCGUGAUCAUCGCCAAUGCAAUUACUGGAAUAUCCAUAUGGGGAACUCUGAUAUGGACAAGCACUUUGGGCGGGCUUCAGGCGGUGGAGGUGUUCUAUGGCUUUUACCAGGCUGCCGAGGUGGCCUACUACUCGUACAUCUAUGCCAAGGUGGACAAACAGUACUAUCCCCGGGUGACCUCGCAUACUCGAGCAGCAAUGUUUGUGGGCAAACUGGUGGCCGGUCUUCUGGCGCAACUGGUGAUCGGCAUGCAGUGGAUGAACUACAAGCAACUGUUCUACAUCUCAGUGAGCUCUCAAGUUGCAGCGCUUCUAUGGGCCUUCGGCUUGCCAAAGGUGGAAAAAAGUGUCUACUUCCAUAAUAAAACCGAAGCUAUACAAGUUGCUGGCAAAUCGGAUGGAGGAGGUCUGGAGAAGGGAUCAGAGGAUACCGAUGGAAAGAAAGAACCGAAGACUGUCACGAGUCCUAGUAAGAAGGUUCCAGCUUGGCAGCUGCUCUGGUCCCAUUUUCGUAGUGCCUAUACCAAUUCUUUGGUGGUGCAAUGGAGCUUAUGGUAUGCUAUAAGUCUCGGGUUUCUGCAAAUAACCACCUAUAUGCAGGUGGUUUGGAAGUCCUUCGCAAAUGAACCAACAAUAGCUUGGAACGGAGCUGUGGAUGUUGCCCUGACCCUUCUGAGUGCUGUCUUUGCCCUCCUCGCCGGAUACUUCCAUGCUGGACUGAGCACCAGGAGCAGCCUGCUCUCAAUGGCUCUACUGUCCAUCCUUGAGGGUGGUUGUGUUCUUCUUUCCUGCUGGACCGCUAAUAUAUACCUAUCCUACCUCGGCUAUGUGCUUUACGGCGGAUUAUUCGCCUUUACCAUUACAGUGGCUAGUUCUGAAUUGGCCAGCAGCUUAAUGGAGGAUAGUUUCGCCCUGGUUUUCGGUUUCAAUACAUUUGUGGGUCUCAUCCUUCAAUGCAUCUUGACAUUUGUGGUUGUUUCGGAGAAGGUCAACUUAAAUCUGGAUGUUUUCCAGCAGUUUACAGUAUACGCCAUGUACUUUAUAGUAAUUGGAGUAGUCUAUUCAAUGGUGUUCUACUUACUAUGGUCAUGCUCGAAGAGAUCAAAAUCCAUUCAAGUUUCUAACUAAGGAACUAUAUACUACUCAUUUGUUUAAAUAUUUGGUUAAUGUGAAAGUGUUCAAUUUCGGCUAGAGCAUAAAUAAUUAUUAUAAAUUUCUGUGAACUUUUAGUUCUGAAAUAUGUUUUUAAAUGUCCCUUUAUAAGCAACGUUUCCAAAUUAAAACAGAUCGUUGUCGUGAA
Messenger RNA from Drosophila suzukii, 2354 nucleotides. RefSeq names its product thiamine transporter 2. Gene Ontology annotation, molecular function: vitamin transmembrane transporter activity. Lineage: Eukaryota; Metazoa; Arthropoda; Insecta; Diptera; Drosophilidae. Gene Ontology annotation, biological process: vitamin transport; transmembrane transport. The record is from RefSeq and is a predicted model, not a curated record. Gene Ontology annotation, cellular component: plasma membrane.